This is a messenger RNA of Anisakis simplex (herring worm), 2055 nucleotides long. The record is from the annotation of a GenBank genome assembly. NCBI's taxonomy places the organism in Eukaryota, Metazoa, Nematoda, Chromadorea, Rhabditida, Anisakidae.
AUGGCUGUGUUUGAAUUCGCUGACAGACACGAUGCACCCAUACAAUUGUAUAGAUUAAGCACUUCAUUAUCAGUCGUUCGAAAUAACGUUGGCAAUUCAGGGCUGGACAAAUUAGCGUCGAAAAAACCGUUAACGCCCGAAGAAAUAGAGAAGGAAGCGAAGAAUAUUUUGCGGGAUGUGUUCGGUUAUGAGAAAUAUAAAACACCAAUUCAAAAGAAAGCUAUUCUCGGUAUCCUUAGAAGUAAGUUCAUUUGUCUGAUUCUUUUCUCUCUUAUUAAAAAAUGGGAUGUAUUUGUGUGUCUACCGACUGGCGCAGGCAAAUCUCUUUGUUAUCAGGUGUCGAUUAAACUUUCAUCAAUGAAGUUUCAGUUGCCCGCACUUGUGCACAGCGGUAUAACGAUAGUAUUUUCACCGUUGAUAGCGUUGAUACAAGAUCAAGUACUGGCGUGCAAGGCGCGUGGUAUCAAAUGUGAUUCACUCAACUCCAAGUCAACGGCUGCUGAACGUGAAUCCAUCAUUGAGGAUCUUCGAUCUGCAUCACCUCAAUUACGGAUGCUUUAUAUAACACCGGAAUCUGCGGCCACUCCAAAUACUCAACGCCUUAUAACAUCGUUAUAUAAGCGUAAUCUUCUCAAUUACUUCGUUGUUGAUGAGGCACAUUGUGUUACUCAUUGGGGUCAUGACUUCCGUCCUGAUUAUCUCAAGCUUGGAAAUUUAAGAUCACUAGCACCCGAGAUUCGAUGGAUAGCGCUAACAGCAACUGCUAAUCGAAAAGCAGAGGAUGAUAUAUUGAAACAACUGAAGCUGAGCAAUGUUAAAAUGUUCAAAGCAUCGACGUUCAGAGCAAAUCUUCACUAUGAUGUCGUUUUGAAGGAUCUGAUUCAAUAUGCACCUGAGCGUCAUUUAGCGUUGUUCCUACUGAAAGCACUAAGUGGUGCGGAAAAGAAGUUGGAUAGCAAGAAGAGUGCUGCAGUUCCAGCAGUUACUUCAUUCCUCGAUGCAACCAAUAAGAGAGAAUCUCACAAACCGAAAGCGUUUACGGGCAGUGGUAUAGUGUAUUGUCGAACACGUGAAGAAUGUGAGAAGAUGGCAACGCGAUUAACCGAAGAAGGUAUUCCUGCAUGCCCGUAUCAUGCUGGUUUAGGGAAUAAGGUGCGAGAUAGCAUUCAAGAAAGAUGGAUGAAAAAUGAAAUUCCAGUGAUUGCAGCAACAAUUUCAUUCGGUAUGGGUAUUGACAAGGCAGAUGUGAGGUGUGUGGUGCAUUGGACAUCAUCACAGAAUUUAGCAGCGUACUAUCAAGAAUCGGGUCGGGCAGGUCGUGAUGGAAAGCGUAGUUUUUGCCGUAUUUAUUACAGUCGGAACGACAGACAACUGUUAAACUUCCUUAUCAACCAAGAUAUCAACAAAAUUAAGGCCAAGAAGAUUGAUAAAAAACUGAUCGAAGAGCAAAUUAAAGCGUUGCAACACGGUUUCGAGAAGAUGGUUGAAUUCUGUGAAAAGCCGUGGUGUGUUAUCGUGUGCGAGGCGAACAUAGCACAAUUCAAUGAAGAAUUAUGGAAAACAGCGGCUUCGUCGAGUGGAUAUCAUAAAAGAGGGCGAUUGGCUGAAGAUGAUGGAUUUGUUUACGAAGGUGGAAAACGUUCGAAAACUGGUGAGGAUCCGGAUGAGUGUGCUGAUGCGACUACGUUACUAGAACGUGAAGAGAGGAAACGUAGAGCGGAAAUUGUGAGUCAAGAAUUUGCACGGAGACGGAAGCGUCGAGAAGCGAUUCGUGCAGCAAUUUACACAUCGCUGUUGACAAAUCAUAUGGGCGAUGGCGUUAGUGAUAGCACGCUCGAGAAUGCAUCAUCAUUCAUUGAAUACGACAUCUUUAAAGCAUCCAAGAAUGGCACCACCUAUCAGCACAAAGCAUCUCAAAAGGUAGCCGAAAUUAAGAAGAUGACCAAAGAAAAGAAAACAUUCGAACUACCGUCAAGUACCGAACUCAGUGUGUCAUCCGAUCCCGUUUCAGCUGUAACAUAUGAAGGAUUUAAGCCAGCGACUAGCUUGAUUUGA